Messenger RNA from Hyaloscypha bicolor E, 995 nucleotides. RefSeq lists its product as uncharacterized. The record is from RefSeq and is a predicted model, not a curated record. Lineage: Eukaryota; Fungi; Ascomycota; Leotiomycetes; Helotiales; Hyaloscyphaceae. The transcript is spliced from 2 exons. The coding region runs from base 1 to 714 and encodes 237 amino acids.
AUGGCUACUGCGACACAAAUACCAACCACCUACCCCAACGCCUUCAAUAUCCCCCUUGACCUCAACCACCCACUGAGCCCCAACCGUGCCCUAGCAAUCCGUCUCCCCUCGCCUUUGACCACCCACAAACCCUCCUCAAUCCAAGAUCUCACGACACUACUUCCGUCCCUCUACAGUCCAACACAAGGAAUCACCAAUGAACACCUCCUAUCAGCACACAAAGCGACCAUCAUCUCGCCCUCGCCACCAAUUGACUAUGUCCUCGAGAAGCAGAAUCUCUUGGGCACGCACCUUGCAAUUCUCGACGCCGAAGGAAACGAAGUAGCCGAAUGGCGACUGCCUGUCCUAAGGUUCCGAAGAGGAGUUAGAAAUGUCGUUGAAGUCAAAUUCCCUCGCGGCGGUGGUGAAGCGGAGGUAAUGGAGAUGAGAAGAUUAACGGAGGGAAAGGGCAGGGAGAAGGAGAAGGAGUUGCCGGUUCCGAUUGGAACGCAUCACCACCAUGUUCAUCAUCGGGAUGCCGAGAGCUUUGUUGAGGAUGGUAUUGCGUUUCUUUGGGAGGCGGAGCCGGAGGCCCUGUAUCAGAAGGCUUUGUUCAAGGUGAUCCAUGAUGAGAAUGGCAAGGCGAGGAAGAGAGAGGUGGCUAGGUUUGGACAGCAGAAUCCAAAAAUAAGGAGGGACUGCUGGUACUUGAUUCGAGGGAGGCGGAUGAGUUGAUUGUGGUUUUGACGAUUUGUGCUAUGGUGGAGGCGAAGGACUCUUUCCUGAAGUAGAAAAGCGAGAUGUCAGGUUCCUCCUGGAUUUGGCAUUUGGAGGCAGGAAUUAGGGUCAGAACGGAAGUUUCAGCGUCUACUUUGUUUCUUUUGAAAUUAGCAUUAGAUUUGGAGUCUUUAAGAGGGAAGGCGAUACAGCAUUUCACGGAAAGGUUGCCAAAGGCUGGUGUCAGCAAUUCGACAAUCUGGAAUGGACCUAAAAUAUCUUGAUACCUUAUUGAUGAC